Boeremia exigua is the source of this 2580-nucleotide messenger RNA. RefSeq lists its product as uncharacterized. Bases 338 to 2287 code for a protein of 649 amino acids. Gene Ontology annotation, cellular component: transcription factor TFIIH core complex; transcription factor TFIIH holo complex. Gene Ontology annotation, biological process: transcription by RNA polymerase II; transcription by RNA polymerase I; nucleotide-excision repair. The record is from RefSeq and is a predicted model, not a curated record. The transcript has 2 exons. NCBI's taxonomy places the organism in Eukaryota, Fungi, Ascomycota, Dothideomycetes, Pleosporales, Didymellaceae.
CGAAGUCGGUAGGUAGCUUUGCUUAUCAGCAUCAUGCACUGCGAUUCGAGAUUCGAGAUUCGGGAUUGUGUUUGCGGGACGUGAAGCGACAAGCAUGUGCUUGACAGCGUCAUAGCAGGCAUGCAAACAAAGACCAUGCAGGUAUUUGCCGUCACCACUCUGUCUCCAACAGCAGGUGCGACUACUCCUCGCAAGCCCUUGUUGCUCAGUCACCGAAUGCACUAAAGGUCUCUGAGGUGAAGUCACAACGUUUUGGUGAUCUGGGGAAGCUAGCGCGUCUUCUUUAAGCACUCCCGCGGCGCGCCAGUGCUUGCCGCACCAGGCUUCCUCCACCAGCAUGUCCAGCGCUGCAGCCCAAUACAAGAAGAAGGAUGGCAUACUCUCUGUAUCCGCAGAUGGCAAGACGGUGUCGUGGGACGCGAUCGGUGGUCUGCUUCCGCCACUGGCGAUAGUCAUAGCAGAUAUUGGGAAUCUUCAGCAGACGCCCGCCACCGCCGCAAAAGCCUCUAUCAAGAUCGUAGUCAUCGAGUCCUCCCUACAAGCUGGUAGCCAUACCUUCACGUUCACCUCAGCGACCCCGCGCGAUGACCAGCAGAUGGUCAGAGGCCUACUACAGAAGGGCAUUGAGGCUGCAAAGGCGCAAGAAGCUCCCGCUGUAACGCCUGCAGCUGCUUCUAGUGGCGAUGGCGGCGGCGCGUCCGGCGCCAUAACCGUGGCUCAGACAGUCGCUGCGACUGCCCAGCAAGAUGAGGAUCUGUAUUCUGAUGCUAAGCUGCUCGGUGACCUAGAACUCCAGAUGUCACUUCUGAACUCCAGCCCGGCUCUGCGCCAGCGCUUCGAUCGCGCGUUGACUGAAAAGCCUGCUUCUGUCACCAUGGGACAGUUUUCUACCCAGUUUUGGUCAACGCGGCUGAACCUGCUACGAUCUCACGCCGCCGAGAAGAGUCAAACCACGGGAUCAUAUAAUGUGCUAUCGGUCAUCAAAUCGAAAACCGUCAACGGCGCUCUGAUGCUGAAUUUGACCAAGGAACAGAUUGAAGUUGUGUUUCGGCAGCAUCCUAUCGUGAAGACGGCAUACAAUGAGACAGUACCACCGUUGAGCGAGGGUGAAUUUUGGGAGCGCUUCUUUCACAGCCGUCUCUUCAAGAAGUUGAAGGGAGAGCGAAUCCCCGAUGAUUACGUUACAGAUACACGACUCGACAAAUACUUGAAGUAUGACGAGAACUCGGAAAUCGCGCAGCAGAUGCUGGUUGACAAUAUACCUUGGUUCAUUAACAUCGAAGGAAAUGAGCAAAACCACAGCCAGCAGAAGGGAAAUCGUCAAGACUGGACUAUGGUACCCUCAAGCAACGAGAAAGCGCCCAUUCUUCGUGUUCUGAAUCGCAUGAGCGAGAAGCUGAUGAAGGAGGUGCCCUUGGUCGAUAACCACCACACGCCUGCCGGUCAAGACGAGGACACAUACAAGGAGCUUCAGCUUAAAGAUCUACAACGCGGCUCUGCUGACAACAGAGUCGUUCUCAAGGUCCAGGAUCAAAGUCGUUUCUUUUCUGCUGGACAGAGCUUACAGUCGUCGACCAGCGCUGCAGCUUACACGAAGCGAACCCCAAUGGAAGCACUCUCAACACUGCGACAAGAUCUCGCAAGUAUCAACACAGAUGGUAAAACAUCUGGAAUCGAUCUGCACUUGAAAAUUGCUGUCGAUGAUGACAGUGAUAGCGAAGAUGAAGGUGGCAGCCCGAAGAAGGUCAAGGUUGGCAGUAGAUCGGCACGAGCUGCUGCAACAACACAGAUCGUAUCUGCUGUGAAAAAGCGGCAUUUACAUGAGGACGAAAUUCCCUCCGCGAAAGGUGUUUUGAACAGCGAGCAGGCCGCAAAGCUAGGCAUAUCCGACACCAUUCUCGACAAUCUAACGAUGACACACAACACCACAGUAGAGUUCUUGCACUACUUCUGGGAUGUGUAUCAUUCUGGCAAUCCUGAGCGCGCCAAUGAAGUUGCGAAACUCAUCGAGACUUUGGACAGGUCUCUGGACCGCAUCAAUGCCGUCUCCGAUGCUGCCGAGGCUGAGCGUGGGGCACUUAUCGAGGAGUACCAAAGACGCAAUGAGCUGUAUUUGCAGCAAACUGGAAAGAAAAGAAAAUUCAACCCCGAGGCUAUCAAAGGAGGUGCGAGUGCCAUUGCUCAAAUCAUCCAGCCUCUAAAACGAGCCAUUGAUGCUGCGCGAAGCCAGUACCAGCAAGCUUUGAACGAACAACUGGCUCAAGUCGCCCCUUCCAACGGAUCGUAGUGUUUCUCUUGCUGUGUCUCGUAGCAUGGGUAGAAUUGGGCAUGAUUAUGCAUAGCGAUGGCGUUUUGGGUUACAAGCACUGUGGAACGCUUAUAGCAAACAUGGCUCUCAAGACCUAGCAGUUAAACUUUGCCAAUAUUACUCGAAAUUCGUGCAGAACAGCAUUCCUUCGUAUCACCUUUCUCGAGGGUGGUGAGUACCAUGUUCUGUGAAAACAAGAGCAUGCCAUUCCAGGAAUGCAAGCCUCUGACGCUCAAUUCGGGAGUGCUGCCGCUUACCGCAGCGCAGCCUCG